CCAGAGUACGCCGUUACGGCAGCUCUCACUGCGCAUGCGCACACAAUCACAAAUAUGCCCGCUGCCUGACAGACAGUCGAAAGCAAAUCAGCAGCUGUAGGAGAAUGGCCGGCUAGUUUCCCUCACUCUCUCUUCCGUUCAGCGUGUGAGGUCAGAGGUCAUGGCUGGGGAUUGUGGCGUAUUCGUGGACUGGUCUCAGAUGGGCGAUGUGUCUCGAGACGCAGCUCCUGGUAAGACUGAAUAUAAAGACUUGAAGGAGCUGAAGCAGCACGCUCGCUCAGGCCAAUGGGCGAAAAACCACAGCCAGCGCUCUGCCGUUUACCAGCACCUGCUUAAAGCUCUGCCCUGUCGCACAGUCACCCCCGACGCCGAGGUUUACCGCGAUAUCGUCGGUAAUUCCACUAGCAAACGCAACCCGUCUGCGUAUCCAUUACCGGAGUUUGUUGACGGGACAGCAGUGCCGCAGUACUGUCUAAAAGCAGAGUCUGUAGGCUCAGUGCAUGCUGUGAUUUCCUGCGUGGCGGGGCAGUUUCCGGAUAUUUCACACUGUCCGUCAUUGCCUGCUGUGACCGCAUUGAUGAUGCACUGGAGCCCUGAUGAAGCUCAAUGCUUCGAGAGCGUCAGCCGAAUGUUAGCAUGCAACGAACCCGGCCGGCGUUUACUAGAUCAAACAUUCCUCGCGUAUGAAUCCGCCUGCAUGACCUUCGGCGACCUCGUGCAUAAAUACUGCCCGGCUGCGCAUAAGCUGAUGGUUGCCACGGCGACGGAUGUGCUGGAGGUUUACUCGGAUUGGCAGCGGUGGGUUUUCGGAGACCUGCCGUUCAGCUUUGCGGCGCGUGUGCUGGACGUGUUUUUGGUGGAGGGCUAUAAGGUGCUUUAUCGCGUCGCUUUGGCCAUUUUGAAGUUUUACCGCAAGCAAUUUGUGGCCUCCAACUCGGCUCUGAGCAAGCAGGACUCGGCGGCGGUCAGGAGGGACAUUCAGACGUUUGUGCAGAGCAUUGGGAAGAGCGUGACGCCGGAUAAACUGCUGGAAAAGGCGUUUUCUAUUCGCCUGUUCAGUCGGAAAGAGAUCACGCUGCUGCAGCUGGCCAAUGAGAAAUCACUGCAGCAGAAAGGCAUCACUGUCAAGCAGAAGAGGCAGAAUGUCCAGCUAGCCGUGAACGCAGAUAAUUUCAGCUCUGAGAUCGUCAGCGCUAAAGAGAUCCGAGAUAUCUGGUCGUGGAUCCCGGAGCGAUUCGCUUUGUGUCAGCCGCAGCUGCUCUUCACCACGUCAACACACGGCUGCAGCCUCAACCGGUUUUAUGCACAUUGUGAGGGAUAUGAGCCGACGCUGUUGCUUAUCAGAACUACAGACAGAGAGGUGUGCGGAGCCUUCCUGUCCACUGAUUGGGAGGAGCGAAAAAGGGGCGGGAACAAGCUGAGCUUCUUUGGCACUGGAGAGUGUUUUGUUUUCAGGAUGAAGCCGGAGAUGGAGCGUUACGAGUGGGUCAUUAUCAAACACCCAGAGCUGGCCAAAUCAGCUCAGUCUGCAGAGGAUCAGAGCGGUGUGGAAGACAACGGGACGCCGCAGACUCUGGAGAAACCCGCCACUGACCCGUCUCACCUCUCACCAUUCCUGUCCGCUCGACACUUCAACCUCAACUCCAGAAACACGUCCAUGUUCAUGGCUGGAAACGUCGACUCCAUCAUUAUCGGCGGAGGUGACGGAAACGCUCUGUACAUCGACUCUGAGCUGAACCACGGCCGAACCGAGCGCUGUCUGACAUUUGACAACCCGCCGCUGUGUGCCGAGAGUUUCCAGAUCGCCCUGCUUGAAGUCUGGGGCUUUAAAGACGCCAUGGCUUCAUAAGAAAGGCUGGUGGAUGCUGAGGCUGUAAGAUCUGCUGUGUUAUGAUAUAAACGUCCAUUCAUGUAGGUGUUAAUGAAGAUACGAUGCACUAAAAGAUCCCAUCUGAGCUCCAGUCAAGAUUACUGUUUAUUGUGUAUGUUUAUCCGUACAAAUUAUAUCAAGGUUUAGUCGGAUUCUGUUCAUAUCAGAUGAAAAACCUGUGUUUGUGUUACCCAAAGGGAUAAUUACCUCAUUCUGCCUAAUGUGGAAGUUUCUUUAUUCUAUUGAACACAAAAGAAGAUAUUUUGAAGAAUGCUGGAGCAUUCCAUAGUUGAAAAAUAAUACUAUAGAGGUCAAAGAAUGUCAGCAUUUUUCUAAAUAUCUUCUUUUUGGUUUAAAAGAAGGAAGAAACUGGAAUAUGUUUCGAAUAAGUAAAUGAAGAUUAAUUUUUGGGUGGACUAUCUCUUUAAUAUAUAUAUGUUUCCAUAUGUAUGAUAUAUAUAUUUGUACCAAAAGUGAUCAAAAAUGGUUCUUUUUCUUCCAAAUUUCCUUCAUUUUUGCAUGCAGCUUUGUGCCAAUUGGAAAAAAACAUUUGAUUUCCAGAUUCUUGUGUUAGGAGGAUCAUAAAAAACAGACCUCAAGUCAAAAACUCAACUAAACAUGUAUUUCCAGGGCAUUCAAUGUGCUUAAAUGGCAUUCCAGUGUUCUUUAAAAAUCAGAAAUGAAUAAUUAUCUCAUGAUUUACUCAUUAUCCUCCAAACCCGCAUGACUUUCAUAUACUAAAAUGAAUGAUCAGGUCUGUCAAGCUGCUUAAAGCACACAAAGAAAACACACAGGUUAAAUUAAACAUAACAUUAGUGAAACAAAUAGGCGUGUGCACUAUAUUCCAUUUUUUUUGUAGCUAUAAGUUUGCUGUUUUGUCAAGAAUAGAUUGAGAACGUUUAUUGUAGAUGUCAGAUCUCAUUUGCAUAUUAUGCAUAUUCAUGAUUGCAGACAAGAAGAGUUUGAAUGUGCAUGUUUGAUUUGGGAGCUGUGGUUGAGGCUUAAAAGGGGAGUUUACUGAAGAAUAUUACACAUUUUCUGUUCAUUUUAAUCAAUCUCUGAUGUCUCCAAUGUUAAAAAGGUGACUUUUUUCUUCAGAAGAACAUGUAAGAAGAUUGAAACUGUGGUCUUUGAUUCAUAUAAUGUAAGUACAUUGAUUUUCUUUUUUAAGAUCUCAGUGUAGCAUCUGGUGCUACUGCUACUAAGUUUGUUUUGCCUGUUUGCAUGUUUUUUACUCUCAAAGUCUGACAUUGUUUACACUACAAAAACUGAUUUUCUUACUCAGAGUUUUUGUCUGGUUUUUAGUCCAAAUAUCUACAAAUUCAUAAAUCGAGGCAUUUUCUGGACAAGUAAACAGUAUUGUUUUGUUUUUAGAAGUCAAAAUGAAGUGAGUUUUUCCUUAAAACAAGUACAGUAUUGAUAUUUAUGCAUAGGGAUAAACCCCUUGAGAUGUACCAUCUCAUUUUCAAGGGGGUCCCACAAUUAAUCACAAUCACAUAAUAAUAACACCAAAGGACAAAACAAAACUUACACAACAUUCAAAAACAUGACAUAAAAAGGGGGUGAGGGGGGGAUGAAGCAGUAUACAUACAUACGUGUAUGUGUGACUGAAUUACAUAUAAAAACCAUAAUCAGAUCAGUGAAUCAAUCACCAAAUACAUAAUAACAUCCUCAGGAAAAACAAGUACAAUCCAAAGUGAAAUAUGAUAACAAAGUUUGCUUAAAGACCUUAAAUGAUGUAAUGGAUCGAAUGUUCGCAGGUAAAUUAUUGCAAUCUGUUAGACCCUUAAACAUAAAAGCUCUUUUACCCAUAGAUUUAUUCAAUAAACUUAGUUUAAAGAAAAAACAUGAUUGUUUUGCUAGUUUUAAUGAAAAUCCCACUUAAUUUUGAUGUAUUAUUUCUAAAAAAAAAAGCAACAUUUUAUUUACUUGUCUCGAAAAUGCUUCUUGAUUGUAAUAAUUUUUGGAUAUUUGGACUAGAAUCAAGCUGAAAAUUAGGUAAGUGAAUAUGUUUUCAGUGUAAACAGUGCAUAUGAGCACACACAAACAGGCUAAAUUAAAUUCAUAUCUAAAACAAAAAAAAAUACUAUAUUAAUUAUAAUUCCAGAUGAGACACUGAGGUCUUAUAAAGCCAAACAAUCAUUAUCUUUUCACUUCAUAAGCUCUCAAUGUGUCAUCUUUGAUUGUAUGCAUCACCAAAGAACCACAGUUUCAGCUAAAAAUCACUUUUUAAAGGGAUAGUUCAUCCUAAAAUGAAAAUGCACAGUUAAUUUACUCACCCCUCACGCCAUUGAAGAUGUAGAUGACUUCUCAUCUUCCUCAGCUGAACAUUAAAGAAGAUUUUUAGCUGAAUCUCUUUGUGUUUGUGUGUGCGAUUCAUAUAAUGCAAGUCAAUGGUGACCUGAUAUUAAGAUUAAAAAUAAACACACACAAUUAAGUCCAAAUCAAACCUUGUGGCUCCUUAUGACACACUGAUAUUUCACAAAACAAAAAAGAUCAAUCUGUGCAAGAAAUUGAACAUUAUUUGCUUUAAUUUCGUGUAUUUAUCUCAGUGUAUCACAGGGAUUGAACUUAAUUGUACGUGUUAAUUCUUUAUCUCAAUAACAGGUCACCAAUGACUUUAUAGGAAUCGCCAAGAACCACAGAUUCAGCUAAAAAUCCUCUGUUUUGCUGAAGAAAGAAAGUCAUGUACGUCUUCAAUAGCCUGAUGGAGAGUAAAUAAACUGUAAAUGUACAGUCUGUGGAUGAACUAUCAGUGUAAUGUGUACUGAAGGAAAGAGGUCACCUACAGUACGUCUUUGAUUGCUCGUUUUCAUUUAAACUCAUCUCAUUGAAUGUAAUUGAUCAUAUCAUUCCGUCCAAAUCCCGAAGGACCCCGCAUAAUGUUUAUUUUUAUUAUUAAUCUAAGCAUCGAUGUUAAAUAUGCACAGGUUGAAUUGCAAUGAUCCAGUGUUUCUGUUAAUCGUUCAAUGCUCUGCGCUCGUUAUAUGAAGACAUAAUCAGCACUAUUUUAAGUGGGAAGUAUUACGUUUUAUGAUUGAUCCUAUUUUUCCUUUGCACUCGUUUUAAUUUGCGUAAUGUUAGGUAGUCAUCUAUGAAGUGAUAUCAAUAAUCAUAUGAUUUGGUUUCUAUGCAUUUCAGUAAGGAUGUUUCAUAUCUUUGAAGUAGAGCUUUGAUGAACGACUGUUUGUUUGAUGUACGUGUGCAUUGUGAUGUUUUUCCAUAUCAAGUGCGUGUUUGGGUAUUAUUCAGCUCAUUCUGUGUGUGUGUGUAUGUGUGUAUAAAGUCUUAAACAUGCAAAAACAUGGGUAAUAACCCUAAAUUAUAGUGUCAAACGUGUAGUGAUCUUGUUUUUCCUUUCUAUUUGCUCUUCAAGUGAAGAAUAAAAAACUGUGCAAGCUGUCA
This is a messenger RNA of Danio aesculapii, 5275 nucleotides long. It is a transcript of the gene tbc1d24, whose product is annotated as TBC1 domain family, member 24. The transcript is spliced from 7 exons. The coding region runs from base 161 to 1849 and encodes 562 amino acids. Lineage: Eukaryota; Metazoa; Chordata; Actinopteri; Cypriniformes; Danionidae. The record is from RefSeq and is a predicted model, not a curated record.